CAAAACACAAGAAAGUGUCGUAGAGAGAAAUGAGAAGUGUAUCAAACUACACUUUCAUCUUAGUUCUGUUUCUUGAUUUCUAUGUUUCAGCAAACACUUUGUCUACCAAAGAGUCUAUUACUAUCUUAAGCAACAAAACUAUCAUAUCUCCUACUCAAAUCUUCGAGCUCGGUUUCUUCAAUCCCGCAUCGAGUUCGCGUUGGUACCUCGGUGUUUGGUACAAGAUAAUCCCUAAAAGAACCUACGUAUGGGUUGCGAACAGAGACAGUCCUCUUUAUGGUUCUAACGGAACUCUCAAACUAUCCGACAAUAACCUCGUCCUUGUCGAUCAAUCCGAUACACCUGUUUGGUCGACGAAUCUUACCGGAGGGAACGUGAGACCACCAGUGGUCGCAGAGCUUCUUGAUAAUGGUAACUUCGUGCUUAAAGACUCCAAUGAUAGAGUUAUGUGGCAGAGUUUUGAUUUUCCUACAGAUACUUUAUUACCGGAGAUGAAACUUGGAUGGGAUCGCGAAACCGGAUUCAACAGAAUCUUGAGAUCUUGGAAAACCGAAGAUGAUCCAUCAAGCGGCGAUUUCUCGACUAAACUCGAAAAUAGAGACUUCCCUGAGUUUUACGUAUGCAGCAAGGAAGCCAUAAUGUACCGGAGCGGUCCAUGGAACGGAAUCCGGUUUAGCAGCGUACCGGGGACGAAACAAGUUGAUUACAUGGUUUACAACUUCACAGGAAGUAAAGAUGAAGUCACUUACUCAUACAGAAUCAACAAAACUAACAUGUACUCGAUGUUAAGCCUAAGCUCCGCGGGGUUAUUACAAAGAUUGACUUGGUUUGAGACAACACAAAGCUGGAAACAACUAUGGUACUCACCAAAGGACCUAUGUGAUAGCUACAAAGAGUGUGGGAAUUUUGGUUAUUGCGAUUCCAACACGUUACCAAAUUGUAAUUGUAUCAAAGGGUUUAAGCCAAAGAAUGAGGAAGCUUGGGAUUUAAGAGAUGGUUCUGGUGGUUGCAUUAGGAAGACGAGGCUAAGCUGUGACGGUAGAGAUGGUUUUGCGCGGUUGAAGAGGAUAAAACUGCCGGAUACUAAUGUAACAAUUGUGGAUAGAGGAGUUGGGUUGGAAGUAUGUAAAGAGAGGUGCCUUAAAGAUUGUAAUUGCACGGCGUUCGCUAAUGCCGAUAUUCGUGAUGGCGGUUCGGGUUGUGUGAUUUGGAACGGAGAGAUUUUGGAUAUGAGGAAUUUUGCUAAGGGUGGUCAGGAUCUUUACGUUAGACUAGCCGCUGCUGAUCUUGUGAACAAGCGAGCCAGAAAUGAAAAAAUCAUAGGUUCGAGUAUUGGAGUGAGCAUUUUGCUUCUUCUAAGUUUUAUUAUCUUCUAUUUUUGGAAAAAGAAGCAGAAGCGAUCAAUAGCAAUUCACACACCUAUUGUUGAUCAAGUGAGAAGCCAGGAUUCAUUAAUGAAUGAAGUGGUAGCAUCAAGCAGGAGAUACACAUCAAGAGAAAACAAAAUAGAAGAUCUAGAGCUCCCAUUGAUGGAGUUUAAAGCUAUUGCCAAGGCAACAAACAAUUUUUCCAACACCAACAAGCUUGGACAAGGUGGUUUCGGUAUUGUUUACAAGGGAACGUUACUUGAUGGAAAAGAAAUCGCGGUGAAAAGACUAUCGACAAUGUCUUCUCAAGGAACCGAUGAGUUCAUGAACGAGGUUAGGCUAAUUGCAAAGCUUCAGCAUAUAAACCUUGUCCGGCUUCUUGGUUGUUGCGUUGAUAAGGGAGAGAAGAUGUUGAUCUAUGAGUACUUGGAGAAUCUAAGCCUUGAUUCUCAUCUCUUUGACCAAACUCGACGCUCUAACUUAGAAUGGCAGAAGAGAUUUGAUAUUGUCAAUGGAAUUGCUAGAGGACUUCUAUAUCUUCAUCAAGAUUCACGGUGUAGGAUCAUCCAUAGAGACUUGAAAGCAAGUAACGUAUUGCUUGAUAAAAAUAUGACUCCGAAGAUCUCGGAUUUCGGGAUGGCUAGGAUCUUUGGACGGGAAGAGACAGAAGCUAAUACGAGGAAGGUGGUUGGAACAUACGGCUACAUGUCUCCAGAAUAUGCAAUGGAUGGGAUAUUCUCAAUGAAGUCAGAUGUUUUUAGCUUUGGUGUCUUGCUUCUGGAGAUUAUAUGUGGCAAGAGAAAUAAAGGAUUCUACAACUCAAACCGCGAUCUUAAUCUCCUCGGUUUUGUGUGGAGGCAUUGGAAAGAAGGUAAAGGGUUAGAGAUUGUAGAUCCAAUCAAUAUAGAUUCUUCAUCAUCAUCUACAUCCCGGACACAUGAAAUUUUAAGAUGUAUACAAAUUGGUCUCUUGUGUGUUCAAGAACGUGCCGAAGACAGACCAGUGAUGUCGACAGUAAUGGUAAUGCUUGGAAGUGAAACUACGGCUAUUCCUCAGCCUAAACGCCCCGGUUUUUGCGUCGGGAGAAGUCCUCUUGAGGGUGAUUCUUCGUCAAGUACACAACGCGACGAUGAAUGUACAUUUAACCAAAUCACUCUAUCAGUCAUUGACGCUCGGUAAUUUGUAUCUUACCGAGCCAAUCUGUUUGGAUGCAUAUUAUUUUUCUAUGUAAGUUUCAAAAUAAAAUGUUUUCUAUCUAAAGAUUUUCUAUG
Messenger RNA from Capsella rubella, 2638 nucleotides. RefSeq names its product receptor-like serine/threonine-protein kinase SD1-7. The coding region runs from base 30 to 2546 and encodes 838 amino acids. Gene Ontology annotation, molecular function: ATP binding; protein serine/threonine kinase activity. The transcript has 7 exons. Gene Ontology annotation, biological process: recognition of pollen; protein phosphorylation. The record is from RefSeq and is a predicted model, not a curated record. Lineage: Eukaryota; Viridiplantae; Streptophyta; Magnoliopsida; Brassicales; Brassicaceae.